Molecule: messenger RNA, 2083 nt
Organism: Pteropus alecto (black flying fox)
Lineage: Eukaryota; Metazoa; Chordata; Mammalia; Chiroptera; Pteropodidae
Gene: MLYCD
Product: malonyl-CoA decarboxylase
Exons: 5
Coding region: 52-1545 (497 amino acids)
Biological process (GO): acetyl-CoA biosynthetic process; fatty acid biosynthetic process; malonyl-CoA catabolic process
Cellular component (GO): mitochondrial matrix; peroxisomal matrix
Molecular function (GO): malonyl-CoA decarboxylase activity
Source: RefSeq, a predicted model, not a curated record
AGCACAACAGUGAGGCUGGCGGCGUUUGCUAGGCAGCUGUUCCCUGGAACUAUGCUUGGCCUCCGAUCAAGCCUGACGACGCGGUGCUUCCCCACGCUGAGGCUGCCCCGACGGCCGCCGCGGCCACCUGUACUCCGGCUGUUAACUGUGCAGUCGGGGGUGGGUGCCCUGGGGCGGGCCAUGGACGAGCUGCUUCACCGCGCGGUACCCGCGACGCCGUCCUACGAGCUGCGCGAGAAGACCCCGGCGCCGGCGGAGGGCCAGUGCGCGGACUUUGUGAGAUUCUACGGCGGCCUGGCCGACGCGGCCGAACGCGCCGAGCUGCUGGGCCGCCUGGCGCAGGGCUUCGGCGUGGACCACGGCCAGGUGGCAGAGCAAAGCGCCGGCGUGCUCCAACUGCGCCAGCAACCGCGGGAGGCGGCGGUGUUGCUGCAGGCCGAGGACCGGCUGCGCUACGCCCUGGUGCCGCGCUACCGCGGUCUCUUCCACCAAAUCAGCAAGCUGGACGGCGGCGUACGCUUCCUGGUGCAGCUGCGGGCCGACCUGCUCGAGGCGCAGGCCCUCAAGCUGGUGGAGGGGCCGCACGUCCGGGAAAUGAAUGGAGUGCUGAAAGGCAUGCUGUCAGAAUGGUUUUCUUCAGGGUUCCUAAACCUAGAACGGGUGACCUGGCAUUCGCCAUGUGAAGUGCUUCAGCGAGUCAGUGAGUCUGAGGCUGUGCAUCCUAUAAAAAAUUGGAUGGAUCUGAAACGACGUGUCGGCCCUUACAAGAGAUGUUACUUUUUUUCUCACUGUUCAACCCCCGAGGAGCCCCUCAUAAUUUUGCAUGUGGCACUGCUCAGUGAGAUCCCCAGCAACAUGCAGGCGAUAAUGAAGGACUAUCCUCCGUCGGAAACGGAGGAGAAGAACAAAAUCGCCGCCGCCAUCUUCUAUUCCCUCAGUCUGGCCCAGCAAGGACUGCAGGGGGUGGAGCUGGGGUCCUUUCUCAUAAAGCGAGUGGUGAAGGAGCUGCAGAAAGAGUUUCCUCACGUUGGGACAUUUUCAAGCCUGUCUCCUAUACCUGGAUUCACCAAAUGGCUUCUGGGGCUCCUGAAAUCGCAAGCGAAGGAGCACGGGAGGAAUGAACUAUUCACAGAUUCUGAAAGCAAAGAAAUCUCAGAGAUCACAGGCGGUCCCGUGAAUGAGACCCUCAAGGUCAUUCUCAGCAGCAACGAAUGGAUAAAGUCUGAAACGCUGGUCAGGGUGCUGCAGGGCCCCCUGAUGAGGCUCUGUGCCUGGUACCUGUACGGAGAGAAACACCGGGGCUACGCCCUGAACCCCGCGGCACACUUCCACCUGCAAAAUGGGGCUGUGAUGUGGCGCAUCAACUGGAUGGCCGAUGUCAGCCUCAAGGGCAUCACUGGCUCAUGUGGCCUGAUGGUCAACUACCGAUACUUCCUGGAGGAAACGGCCACCAACAGCACCAGCUACCUCAGCUCAAAGAACAUCAAAGCUUCCGAGCAGGUCCUCAGCCUGGUGGCCCAGUUCCAGAAGAACAGCAAACUUUAAACCUUUCCUAAAGCAGAUGUCCCCGGCUCAGAAAAGGAUGAUUUUCUGGAAGAGUCAGGGGGUUAUGUAUCAAAAGGAGCUCUUUUAGUAAAUCAAAGUUUCACUGUGUCCUCUCACCCGCAGUAGGGUCACACUGGGAAGCGGGACUUUGACCUUCACUGCGGGAGGAAAGUUAUAAUACCUGAGUGCAAGGCACUGUGGGUAAAGCUGGACAUGGCUGGAAGGAGACGCCGUGUUCUCUCCAGGAGAACCUGCCGUUGCCUUUGGCCUGGCUUCCUGCCCACGGUUGGUGCCAUGGCACCUCCAUCUUCAGCAAGCCCUGGAGCCUCUGCUCUAGCCAUCACUCUCCACUCGUUGCAGAGGGAUAGAGGGCUAUGCUACAUUUUACUAGUUGUGUUUCAGAGAACACAAAAGGUGUUGCUGCUUAGGGCUUCGAUUUGAUUAUAGACUAAAUUUUCAGUGAUUCAAGUUCAUAAUGAAAAUAAUGGUAAAGAACAAGUUUGUUCUGUAAAGCAUUAAAAACAUGGUUAUUUAAGAU